Arvicanthis niloticus (Nile rat) is the source of this 1045-nucleotide messenger RNA. RefSeq names its product C1D nuclear receptor corepressor (gene C1d). The record is from RefSeq and is a predicted model, not a curated record. Gene Ontology annotation, biological process: regulation of gene expression; maturation of 5.8S rRNA. NCBI's taxonomy places the organism in Eukaryota, Metazoa, Chordata, Mammalia, Rodentia, Muridae. Gene Ontology annotation, molecular function: RNA binding; DNA binding. Gene Ontology annotation, cellular component: nucleolus; exosome (RNase complex).
CGCGCGGCAGGCAGAAGGCGUGUCAUGGCGUCAUCACCGUGCGACCCCUUUCCCGGAGACAGGCGUCCACGGUACUGAGUUGGUCACAAUGGCAGGUGAAGAAAUGAGUGAAGACUAUCCCGUAGAAAUUCAUGAGUCUUUAACAGCCCUGGAGAGCUCCCUGGGUGCUGUGGAUGACAUGCUGAAGACCAUGAUGUCUGUUUCUAGAAAUGAGUUGUUGCAGAAGUUGGACCCACUAGAACAAGCAAAGGUGGAUUUAGUUUCUGCAUAUACCUUAAAUUCAAUGUUUUGGGUUUACUUGGCAACUCAAGGAGUUAAUCCCAAGGAGCAUCCAGUGAAGCAGGAAUUGGAAAGAAUUAGAGUCUACAUGAACAGAGUCAAAGAAAUAACAGACAAGAAGAAGGCUGCCAAGCUGGACAGAGGUGCUGCUUCAAGAUUUGUCAAAAAUGCACUCUGGGAACCCAAACCAAAAAACACACCAAAAGUAGCUAAUAAAGGGAAAAGUAAACACUAAUCUUUUGGUUUUGAUGUACAUGUUUUCAAAAAGUACAUCAUUUUUAUCAGUUUACAAUGUAGUUAUGUGACCAUGCAGUGUUUAAAUGGAUUCCUUUUUGAAUUCAUGUAUAAAUUUACACAUUAAAUUUGUGAUACCAAAUCUUUUUUUUGCUGAGAAAGAUUAAGUUGUCUUUAUUGAUUUUCAUAUAAAGCAUCAUGAUGUUUUUAAUAUUGUAAGAUAUUCUAUAAGCAAUUGUGAAAUCCAAAUGUUCUUUGUAAACAUUUGUAGUGUUUUAAGUGAAUAAUGAUAUUAUGAAGUGUGCUGUCUCUAGACUGGAGUUAUAAGGACAUCUGUUUUUAGUAAUGAUGAGAAAUGUAAUGUCUUAAAUACUCUGUUUUCUGUUCAGUUAGUGCAACAUGUUUCUGUGAUUUUUUUUUUUUUUUUUGAGUAAUUGCUGUCUUGAUAUUCACAGUGCAAAAUUGAAACCUUAAGGCUGGACUGUAAUUCUUCAUGUUCCAUUUAAAAUAAAAUAAUUCUCAUUAACACUGA